AAAAUGGCGGAUACUUUGAACCGGUGGGAAAGCUCAUUUUCAAUUUCAACGUGAUGUUCAGAGUUUUCUUGUUACUGGAUUAUAGUUAAGAAAAGCACGCAGAGAACAGGUUAUCUGAUCAAAAGUUGAGCUUGACUGGCAUCAAGGUUCUCUGUUAAUUGUUGUGAUAACUCCAGGAAAAAGUGGGUCAUUUCAAAUCAAGGCCAGCUCGCUCCAGUAAUCACCGGAAUUUCUGUUGUUCAAGCAUUUGCAUCUCUGGAUUCUUCACCACUGCGGGCAGUGAAGCUGAAGAAAAGACUAAGCUGCCGUGAAGGAUUUAUAACCAAUUGGAUUGAUUAAUUUAUUGACUGAUUAAUUUAUUGACUGUUCUAAAGUAAACAACUGCAGGAAUUGUGAUGGUUACAACAAAACAUAACAUCGUAAGCUUAUGGUUGCCUUUACGAAUCUCUGAGUUUCUUUUAUUGGUUUGUCACUAAGACUUUGCAAUUAAAAAACUGUGAAGAAUUAGACAACGUCCGAGGUUGACGUUAGUUGAUUGUCAGACCAGAAUGCCCAAACCACAGACUCGCGAAAAAUAUUCUGACACAGACUCUGCAGUGACAGAAAACGAUGAAUGUGGAGAAGAAAAUGAAAUUCCUAUAACAUCCCAUGUAGAGGAACCUUGUGAAGAGUCAGAUGGCAAAACCAGCAUCAUCAAGUGGAGUGGUCCUAAUAAGAAAUUUCCCCUGAUCCAUUUUUCUCCUCAUGUGCUUUUGCUGGCCUUGCCCCCAGAAUCAAAAUCUGAAGCAGAAAAGUACCAUUUGACAUACAAGUUUAUGAAGACUGAAUGUAAACUUGUACGAAGCAUCCUGAGUGUCCACUGCUUUAGAGAGGUUCAUCCUAACAGUUCAAACUUUAAUUUGAUGUGGACGGGGUCACAUGUCAAGCCUCAUACUCUGAGAGGCCUUCAAGACUUUCAAAAGAUAAAUCAUUUCCCAAGAUCAUAUGAACUAACCAGGAAGGACAAAUUAUACAAGAAUAUCCAACGAAUGCAACACUCCAAGGGUGUGAAACAUUUUGAUUUUAUUCCUGAAAGCUACAUCAUACCAGAGGAGUUUAAUGAGUUUAAUGCGGCAUUCCUGAAGGAUAGAAAACCAUGGAUUGUAAAACCUGUUGCUUCAUCACGAGGUCGAGGAAUUUAUCUUGUCAAUCAUCCUAGUCAAGUACCUCUUGAUGACAAUCUUUUAGUUUGCAAGUACAUCAGUAACCCACUGCUUGUUGAUGGAUUCAAGUUUGACCUCAGGUUGUACGUUGGUGUGACAUGUUUUGAUCCUGUCAGAGUUUACCUCUAUGAAGAGGGUUUAACAAGAUUUGCCACCGUUAAAUACGACAGAACUGGUAAAAACAUCAAGAAUGUUUGUAUGCAUUUGACAAACUAUAGCGUCAACAAGAAAAAUUCUGACUUUGUUAGGUGUCCUGACCCUGAAGUUGAAGAUUUUGGGAACAAGUGGAGCAUGAGUGCUAUGUUAAGAUAUCUCAAGCAACUUGGAAAAGACACCACAGCUCUGAUGAUGAGAAUAGAAGAUGUAGUGAUAAAGACAAUUUUAGCUGGGGAGUUACACAUUGCAUCUGCCUGUAAAAUGUUUAUGCCUUAUUCAGGAAACUGCUUUGAAAUAUACGGCUUUGACAUUCUAGUCGAUGAAAAUCUGCGUCCUUGGUUGUUGGAGGUUAACUUAUCUCCCUCACUUGCUUGUGACUCUCCUUUGGACCUGAAGAUCAAAUCUCAUCUGGUGUCCGACAUGUUUAAUUUAAUUGGUUUUGUGGCUCAUGAUCCGAUGGUUCGUAAGCUUCCUACCCGACGUUUUGUGGAUUAUCCACAGAAGAACCGAUAUCAGAGGCAGCGAUCAGCCACAGCCGGUGGAAUCGUCACUUCAAACUCCAGACCAUUGUCUUCAAUGACAAGGAAAAAGACUGAUGAUGGUUUGACAGGAGAGGAGAUUAGGAUAUUACGUCACACCAGAGAUGAAUUCUCAAGGAGGGGAGGGUUUGUACGAGUCUUUCCCUCCCCAGACUCCUGGGAGCUCUACGGGUCAUUUCUGGAGCAUCGAACAACUCACAAUCAUAUGUUGCACUCUAAACUGUUUCCUGGAAGAAAACCUUCUUUUCAAAGGCUAAGCACAGCCAGCUUUUCGUCAGCAGGCGCGCGAGCGAGGAGUAUUACGUCUUACGGAGCAUCGCAAUCUAAAGUUAAUCUAGUAGUUGAACCGGCAGAGAUGUCUGAUACUGUCUGCGUUGGAAUCAAGGAGAGAAUUGUUUGCUACGAGAGGAAACUAGACAGCUGGAGUCCCUCUCUCCUUCGGACGAAAAAAACUCUGGGCACCACAACUCCAAGUGCAGGCACCCCUAGUGCAAGCCAAGACACAUCGCAAGCACCUCGUGCCAAGUCCAUCUCUUCCCGAUUGAGCCCCGAUGGACAAGUGGUGACGAAUCACAUGGAGGAGAAGUCGGCCUCUCAUCCCGAAGGACUAAAGCCCAUAUUGGAUUCAGAAACACAGGCGCCAUAUCGAUUAUCCUCGGCUGGCCCCCAUCCAAGGGCCCUCCAAGAAGCCACACGGGCGCAGAAGCCACCUGUGCCGAUCAGCGGCGAAACAGUGUCAAAGCGUGUGCUGUCUGCGCAACCACGAUACCAGCCAAUUAAAGUGGAUGACAUCAUGGCAAAGGCCGGCACACUCACGAAACUUCAAGCGAGGCAAGCAUUCGCUAUGUAUCUACAGCGAGUCCAGCAAAGACUGGUUCAUGAUACCAGUUAUGAUUCAGAGGAUUCUCGAGACAGCACAGACCCCAAACAAGACGAUCAAAUGAACUUGGUGAUUCGUUUUCUGAAGAAAGCGGCGAGCAAUUUACAACAGCCAUUCAAGGUGGUUGUACCGAGCCAUAAGCUGCCAUUACACGACAGACGAAGAAUUCUUGCCAAACAGCUGGGAGACUUUGUUCGUGUUUAUGGAAAGGAAACUAUGCAAAUUCAGAAGCGGCAGGAGAUUAACCGCACAUACGGGCUUUCAAGGAGCAACUCGUUCAUGGGUGAAAUCCCGGAUGAGGAGUUCAAGGUUUUUAUGGCCAUUGCAAGCGAGACAGAGUUGGAAGAUCUUUUAACUACGUACACCAGGCUCAACAAGAACGCCAGCGUGUUCUUAGGUGGUCGACCAGAAAGGAGCUCGGAGGAGAGCACUACCAAAGUGCCAAACGACUCAGUACUGUCUAGGAGAAAAGAAGGGGACAGGCACCCCCGGAGCACAAACCCCAUUCCUGAUGACGAAAUGAAGCCCACGGAAGACCUUAGUAGCACAGGCCCUACAGUGAUUGAUCGACAUGCAAGGGCGCUGACAGCUGUCUCUGCCUAUGGCGCCUCAGUGGCUCUAAACAAGACCAGGCAACGCCCGGUGUCAGCCAAGAUAGCAAGUUCACAAGGAACUGAUAGAAUUCACCGCGUUGGUCGCCCAGUAUCGGCGAAGCCUCACUCACGUGAUAUGACGAGAACAGCUGAUGACCUCGGGGACACCCGGAGCAUGGAUGGCGCUCACAGUGGUCGCCUGAGUCGUAUCUCAUCGGCCCCAGUCCGCCGCGACAGCCGAGGCGCUGACAGUGAAUUCAGAGGCCACAGCUUGGCUGAUGAACACGCAGUCGCCGCUGCUCUUCAGCGGUUAGCCAAACGACAGGCUGCGCGGCAGUAUUCUGCUUUCAACACCAGCGGUCAUCAGGGACAAAACUGGGAUGAGCUGUUUAAGAAAAUGGAUUUCAAUCGGGAGAAGGAAGCUGCUGUUACUCACAACGAGGACGAAUUCAUUAGCGUCGGAGACGAGUUCACGGAUCCCUGGUCGCUUGGUGUUGGAAAAGCUCCGCGCUCGGCUCACAAAUCACGUGACCGUCACGCAAGCGCAAACGCUACGUUUGAAACUUUUGUGAAUCACGAUCAACGCCCUGUAAGCAGUCAUAGUCACGUGGGCUGGUUCGAUAGUACCGCUGACCAAGGUCGUUCUAUUACCGCGGGCGCUCGCUCGUCUGAAGAGAAAUCGAUUCACGUUGAUUUGAAAAAGGAAUACAGUGGAGCACAGGAAAUGCCGAGAGAAGAGAAAACAGCAGUUGGAGAAACUGCUAAAAGUUCAUCUGUGUCAAGGGAGGAGUACAACAGACAAAUGAAACUCAUAAGUCAGAAGCUUUCCGAAGAGAAGGUUCGCCUGCAGAAGCAGUUACAGCAGUAUCCUCGCCUACCACGCCCACCACCUGCUCGGCCGAGCCCGGGCGCCAGAAAGGUUGUUAGCCAUAAUAGAAUGAUAAGGUUGGCUGCGUCCAAUCCCCCGCCAGUUUUUGACGUCAUUACCGGCAUGACAGACCUACCGAACGACGAUUCUCUGUGACAGCGGUAUUCCUCACCCGACGCUUCUGUUUCGAAAUCGUUUGCAGUGUUUCCACGUUGUCACAAGUCAUCAGUUGCUUAAAACAGAAUAGAUUUUUUAACAUGAAGGAAGCCAAGCAGAGUGGAUGCAUUCUUUUUUUAUUUAUUUGUUCGCACAGGAGAUAUUUUCGCACAUAGAACUGUUUUGAUAGCGAAUUACUGUGAUUUUUGUAUGUCAAUACAAAGUUGUACAAAAUUAAAACUGGACACUUUUACUUGGA
Messenger RNA from Orbicella faveolata, 4653 nucleotides. RefSeq names its product tubulin polyglutamylase TTLL5-like. Gene Ontology annotation, biological process: protein polyglutamylation; microtubule cytoskeleton organization. NCBI's taxonomy places the organism in Eukaryota, Metazoa, Cnidaria, Anthozoa, Scleractinia, Merulinidae. Gene Ontology annotation, molecular function: tubulin binding; tubulin-glutamic acid ligase activity. Gene Ontology annotation, cellular component: ciliary basal body. The record is from RefSeq and is a predicted model, not a curated record.